Molecule: messenger RNA, 2240 nt
Organism: Andrographis paniculata
Lineage: Eukaryota; Viridiplantae; Streptophyta; Magnoliopsida; Lamiales; Acanthaceae
Product: zinc finger protein VAR3, chloroplastic-like
Exons: 7
Coding region: 426-1946 (506 amino acids)
Cellular component (GO): cytoplasm
Molecular function (GO): mRNA binding
Source: RefSeq, a predicted model, not a curated record
GCUAAUCCGCCGGUUCAAACCAUAAACUGGCGGUUUGAACCGGAGGUUUGCGGUUUGAGUUUGUGUCGGUUUCGGUUCGAACCGUAUCCGCCGGUUCAUAAACCGUCGAACCGGCGGUUCGAACCGACGGUUCGAAACCGAAUGGGCAAGUCUACUCCUCCUCCUUUUCACUUCACGUCUUCACCUAGCCUGCUGCCCUGCUUCGCUGUGUCUGUGGCUCUACACCCGGUCUGCAAUUCCCAAAUUUAAAACCCUAAAUCCCUACCCAAUUUCAGAUCACGCUCCCAUUCCACCACACACUCGGCGGCGGCGGAUCUUCGGCGAUUGACGGCGAGGACAACCGCCGCGGCGAGGGAAACUUCGGCGGCGAGGGAAAUUUAUUGCUUUAAUGUUGCAGCAAAUUUAAAAAUUCAUGAAAUUAGGUGAUGUUGGCAAUCAAUCGCUGCCUCAAAACCCUAAAUCCCCAAUUUCAAAACCCUAGCUUUUACUUGUCUGCGUCUCUUCUCCACAAUCCGACGUCCAGGAAUCCUUCAUUUCGCACUCCUGCAAUUCAGUUAGUCCUUAAUGAAGCACGAGUAUUCCCGCCGUCUAAGCCUCUAUCCAAUUUUGUGGCCCGGGAAGAGGAAGAAGAAACGUUUUCUCGGAAUGAAGAGAGAGCUUACAAUGUCCAGAUUUCGCACCCUUGGCCGGAAUGGGCGGAUUUGAUGGAGAAACUGUUGAGAAAUGGGUAUUUCGAUGGAAAUGGAAAUCCUUUUGCGCAUGGUGGAGAAUUGGGCAAUAAAGACGCGAAUUGUAUCCGUACUGCUUGCUUGAAUUUUGCACGCGACCAGUAUCAACUCAUAAGAUGUUUGUGCCGAAAGGAUAUCUCGGCAAUUGUGGAGCUUGGAUGUCCAAGCACCGAUAGGAAAGUUGUUAACUCAGGGAAGCGUCUGAGAGCUCAUGUAGGAAUCGAUGAAGGAAAUGUUUGUAGCUCGUGCAUCUUGAGGGGUGAUUGUGAUAGAGCAUAUGUGAAGGCCCGUGAGGACGAAGGGGGUAGAACUGUGGACGUCAUGCGUAUUUUGGUGGCGUACGGUCUUGAUCCUGUUGUGGGCUCCGUGGACAACGGGCCUUGCCUGAACAAGAGGGUUAAUGAAUCUGUUAGAACAUUGUUGAAAGAAAUGGUGGACUAUAGUGUCGAGGGAUGUGAUCUUGAACCAGUGAAAGACACUGCUAGCCAGUCAAAACUAUCCUCGGAAAGGCAUAUUGUUGAUCUGGACAAGAGUUGGGUUAAUGAUCAAAUGAAGCAAGGGGAUUGGAUUUGCCCCAAAUGCAAUUUCCUAAACUUUGCGCGAAACUUCAAGUGCCUGCGCUGCGAUACAUUCUGUGAGGAAAGGGUUAAAAGAGCAUCCGAAGAGCAGGAGCAUCUACCAUUGAAGAAAGGAGACUGGAUAUGCAACAAAUGCAAGUUUUUGAACUUUGCAAGGAACACGCGAUGCUUGCAGUGCAGGGAGAACCCUCCGAAGCGCCAACUUAAUCCUGGCGAGUGGGAAUGCGAUUCGUGUAACUACGUCAAUUUUAGGCGGAACAUGGUUUGUCUAAAAUGCGAUCAUCGAAGACCGGUUGCUUCUAACAUUGAAAAUAUGGGACCUCAACCUCGGACAGGUAAUUUGAGGAAUCAUCGGAUGCACCAUCCUAGGUUCGAGGAGCAAAGAAGCUCAAGCCCGUUGGAUCAGGACAUGGGUUUCGUGGAUUUCCCCAUGGCAAGAGGUAAGAGUGAGUUGUCGCGUAAUUUGGAGAGGCAACAGCAAUGGAGAAUGGAAAUGGAGAAGAAAAGCAGGACUGCAAGAAGAGAGGCUGACGACUCCAGGAUGCCUGGAAGAAUCGAAUUUCUUGCAACCGGCGAUAAUGAUGAUGAUGAAGACGAUGAUGAAAUAUCUGAAUGGUUCGAGGGUGGGAAGAAACCAUGACCAUCAACCUUAGAUCCUCAGCUCUUACAGCCAUUUCGUCGCACCUUGACAUGUUGCCAUGAAAAAUUAUGUGAGUAAUUCCGUGAGUAAAUUAUUUUACAGAAUGUUUUCGUCGCAAAUAAGGAAGUCAACUUGUGUUUGGUUGACUUCUCCUCACCGAAAUUCUCAUGGAUUUGAUCCUGUGAGCAAUUUAAUCACAUAAAUAAUUCGGUGAGUAAUUUGUGUGUAAAUUGCAGACGAAAUAAACAAAUUCCGUGACUAAUCGAUUUAGUCACGGAAUUAAUCUUUUUUUUC